Conger conger (European conger) is the source of this 912-nucleotide messenger RNA. Its product is annotated as 5-hydroxytryptamine receptor 6-like. The transcript has a single exon. Gene Ontology annotation, molecular function: G protein-coupled receptor activity. Bases 1 to 912 code for a protein of 303 amino acids. Gene Ontology annotation, biological process: G protein-coupled receptor signaling pathway. NCBI's taxonomy places the organism in Eukaryota, Metazoa, Chordata, Actinopteri, Anguilliformes, Congridae. Gene Ontology annotation, cellular component: membrane. The record is from RefSeq and is a predicted model, not a curated record.
AUGAAGAUGUGCAAUGAGACAGUGAUGAGGGUAUUCACUCAGAUGGACUCGCACCUUUACAAUAAAGUCCAGCUGUGUUCCUCUAGCCUGAGCUACGUGGUCAACAUGCUCCUGAGUGUUCCUUUACUGCUCGUCAUCGCCAGACCACCUGCCCUGCUGAGCAAACUGCGCUUCCUGCUUCUCAUCCACCUGCUCUUCUGCAACAACCUGCAGCUGUUCCUCAAGACCGUCAUGGCGGUGAUGUUCAUCUCCCAGUCAGGCCUCCUGGUGUCGCAGUGCCUGGUCUUCACCGCCGGCUCCCAGGCCUGCUCCAUGGUGCAGGUGCUCCUUAGCGUCGCCCUGGCUGUGGACCGCUGCGUGGCCAUCAAGUGGCCCCUGCGGUACGAGCUCCUGUUCAGCCCCCGCCGCAAACAGGCGCUGGUGGUGUUUUCGUGGGGAGUGUCCACUCUGCUCUCGAUGAUGGCCCUGUGCAUGGGGCUCCACCAAAUGCUGCUCGAUGCCAAACUGCCCCGCUGCCGCCCCCUGCUGGUGGGCCUCUGCCUGACCAGAAGCUUACCCCUGCAGGCUUUCUGUGUGUCGGUCAGCGCCUUGGUGCUGCCGGCCUCCUUCCUGACCACGCUGGGCUGCUUUCUACUGCUGUGCCAGGACAUCCGCGGGCUCCCCUGCUCCCGCCGUGGGGUGGUCACCCUGGCCCUGCAGGCCAUCCAGAUGCUGUGCUACUCGGUGCCCGUGGUGCUGACCAGCUACCUGCUGCCCAACACCCUGCAGUACGACACCUUGGAAAUCGCCGUCUCCAACGCCUACAACCUGGGCAUUUCGCUGGUCCCGCUGGUGUAUGGGUACCGCUCCCGGGAGCUGCAGAAGAGGCUGCUGCAGGCCCUGCCUCGCAACACUAUCAGCCCUGGUCAAUGA